This is a messenger RNA of Iphiclides podalirius (scarce swallowtail), 1080 nucleotides long. NCBI's taxonomy places the organism in Eukaryota, Metazoa, Arthropoda, Insecta, Lepidoptera, Papilionidae. The record is from the annotation of a GenBank genome assembly.
AUGGAUGAAGUAUUAAAUAAAUUUCAAACAGCUUUGAAUUGUGAAGAUUCACAUAAAAGCUUAUAUAAAAACUGGGGAAAGGGGUGCACCCAAGAAGAAAGACGGAAAGAGAUAUUGACAAAUCAAAAAGGGCAAAGAAAUAAAAACUUAGACAAUUUUCGGGGUAUUUUUCUUGAAUAUAUAAAUGGAGUGGAAAAAUGUAAUAUCUUUGAUACUGAAGCAGUUUCAUACAGACCAAACAUAUAUGUAGCAGGUUUUAACAAAACUUCUCGUAGUUACAAUAAUGUUCUUAUGUUAUCAGAAUGGUUAAUAGAUAGACCAAUAGAUUUUGAGCAAAAUUGGUAUGUGGUACCCUGUCCAAAAGGCGUCAGAACUCUAGUGGUUUCUCAUAAUAAAACAACUAAAUUCUUCACAAAAAAUGGCCGAUUUAUGAUGGAAUGCAAAACAGGAUUACCUGGAGGCAAUCAAUAUAAUACCAAUAAACGAAAAGGGAGCUUUUGUGUAUUAGAUGGCUUUUAUUUGGAAAAGAAUAAUACUUUAUAUAUUUUGGAUCUAUUGGCAUGGAACUGGCAACCCAUGACUGAUGGUGAGACUGAAUUCAGACAGUUUUGGCUAAAAGCGAAUAUGCAAGAACUUACAGAUGUAAGUGAAAUCAGCAAAACAAACAAAGUGGUUUUCAAAAUCUUGCCAAUGGUUGAUUGUUCGCGCGCAUCAUUUAACAAUUUUAUGAUGAAGUAUCCACAUUUUGAAAAUAACUUUCCAAUUUUGGAUGGUCUACUUUUCUAUCACAAACAUGCACAUUAUGUUGCCGGAGAAACACCACUAGUUGGAUGGCUUUAUCCCUUUAUGGUACAAGAGGUUUUGGGAUAUGAUAUACCUGUGCAUUCUAUGUAUGAAGAUGAAAGGCCAAAUGACUAUAUAACUCAGUCGUACUUUAUUGAAAAAUUUGUUGCAAAUAAUUUCAAGAAAAACAUGAUCAGUUCAAGUACAAACAUGGAAGAAGAAGAAGAAGAGAGCAUUGGCUUAGAGGAUACGUGGCAAUCAUUAGAAUCACUGUAUUGGAAAGAUCCAUCCACAAAC